AUGAGCCAAGCCGCAUCUGCGGUGCUUGGUGGCGCUGCUGAAAGUGUGACGGUGGAGGAGAUGUCCGAGCCAAAAAAGCUCGAGGAAGAGCAGAGCAAGGCUUCAGAGGAGGCCCAGAGCUCCCAUGCCGGCUCCGCUGGGCGAGAGGAGAGCUCCCAGAGUGAGGAGCUCAAGGCCAUGUGCGAGAAGCAGGAGCAGGAGGUCUUGCUUCCUGCAGUGGCCGCGGCCAAGGCCGAGACGGAAGAAGCGACAGCGCGUGGCUUCUAUGCCCAGGAGGCCGCGACGGAGGAGGUCCGGGAGGAGAAGAUGCAGCUCCUUGCGGCUUCGGAGGAGGCGGAGGCUCGUCUUUGCGAACGCACCGCAGAGAUGCAGCUGCGCUACGAGACCGAGGAGCAGGAAAGCUUGCUGCCGGCCCUUGCAGCAGCCAGAGUUGAGAAGGAGGAAGCUGCAGCGCGAGGGUUCUAUGCACGGGAGUCUGCCAUGGAGGAGGUGGCCUCGGAGCUGCAGAAGAUCCGGGAAGAGCAGACGAAAGCGUCUGUUGCCUUAGACGAAGCGGAGGAGAAGCUUGAAAUGGCCAAGGCAAGGGAGCAAGUCACUUCCGAGUGCGAGGAGGCGGCGGCAAAGGAGGUGAAGAACUGGGAGGAGUUGCUGCAGCAGCGGGAGAAGGAGAUCCUGUCCCAGAGUGAGCUCCGUGAUCGGGAGCACGAGGCCGCGUUCCACGCGCGCUGCGAGACGCAGGAGCGGGAGCUUCUCUUCCCUGCAGUGUCUGCCGCGAAGGCGGAGACGGAAGAAGCGGCAGCUCGGGGCUUCUACGCUCGGGAGGCCGCGCUGGAGGAGGUCCAGGGUGAGCUAGGGAAGCUCCGGGAGGAGCAGAGUUUGGCCACCUUAAGCCGCGAGGAAGCCCAGGAGGCCGUGGCCAAAGCCAUCCGGCAGGACAGUUUGACGCGGGAGAUGGAAGACCAGGCGGCCCUGGAAGUCUCCAAGUGGGAGGCUCAGCUGGCUGCUCGGGAGCAGAGCUUAAGGAGCCAGCAGGAGCACCAAGAGCGGGAGUUUCUGGGGGAGGCCAAGACGGAGCAGCAGUUGUCCUCUGCUUUGCGUGUCAGGGAGUUGGCGCUGAGGGCCGGCGAGGAGGACCUGAAAGCCAAGCUGCGCAGCCGCGAGCAGGUGAUUUUGCAAGAGCAGCGGGAGAUGGAGGCCUUGGAGAAGCGAGCGGAGGAGAUGAUGGCCUUGGCUUUGAAGCGUCGCCAGACUCUUCUGGUGGAGGAGCAGAAGGAGGGAGAGGCCCUGGAGCUGCAGGCCCAGGAGCGUGCACGGGAGCUCCUUGCAGAGGCGGAGGAGCGCCGCAAGACGCUGCAAAGCGAGGCGCAAGAGAGCCUGGAGGCUGCGGAGCAGAGGGCUCAGGAGCUGCUCCAGGUGGCCCAGGAGCGCAGGGAAGAGGUGGUGCUCGAAGAGGAGAGGGAGCUGGAGGCCAUGGAGAAGCAAGUCGAGGAGCUGGCAGCUGAAAAGCAGGCGCAGGAGCGGUAUCUGCUGCAUGGCAGCCGCACACCCGCUGCAGUCGCGCUCUCGUCGAUGUUGGCCAGAUCUGGGAAGCAGAUCUUCGUGUCCUGGGACGGCCGAGAACCUGGAGGUGCUGGCUUCUUUCAGCCAGCUCGGUCCACCCUGCGCCCGCCGCGCGCCACGAGCCGGAUGAAGCAGGUCCUCUGCACCGUGAGGCAGGACAACGAAGAUAUUGCCGACGAGUACAUCUUGGACACCGUGCUGCAAGCUUGCCCCAAGCAAGAUGGCAAGAACAUGGCCUUGGUGGUGAUCCUGCAUUUCUGCUCCGAAUCGGGCUGUCGUGGCCCCGUCGUCGGGGAAGGGGACGUCUUGGAGUCGAUGGAGGAGGGCGUCCUUCAGACCCGCCGCUCACUGCGGCUGGUCCGGUCCGCGCGGGACCUCGCAAGCUCAGGUGGAGCCUUGGUCUUCCUGCUUCCAGGCCAGGAGUCAGACAGCAGGUCCCUGUACGAGGCGGCACACAAGACUUCGCGCAUUGUCGACCAGAAUCCCCUGAAGCACGUGGAGGGCUCCAGCUCUCCCUGCACCUUCGGGCUCUCGCUCCAGUGUGACGAGCCGGAACUGACUGCGAAGCUGGUCCUCUCGUGGCUUCAGGAGCUUGUAAGGACGCCCCCGGAAAGCUGGGCCCUGCUGGGCGUGGGAAGCGUGGUGAGCCUGCAACCCAGCGAGCCACCGGAGGAUGAGACGGCUGAAGGAAGGCAGAAAAAGCCGCACGGGCCGGGAUGCUUUAGGGUUUAG
Symbiodinium necroappetens is the source of this 2292-nucleotide messenger RNA. NCBI's taxonomy places the organism in Eukaryota, Dinophyceae, Suessiales, Symbiodiniaceae. The record is from the annotation of a GenBank genome assembly.